AUGUCGUCGUCGAACGUGCAGGAGGUGUACCACGUGGUUUCGCACCGCCCGAUUUACUUUUGGUCCGCCAACGACGUCGAUCAAUGGAUGCGCCGGAAGCGACCACGAUUCGCGCUCAAAUACGCGCAUUUCUUCUUGCGGCACAAUAUUACAGGUAUUUUUCUUCAAACUUACACACUUUUAAAGCAGAAAAGCUAACGGAGAGCUGCUAUCCCUAAAAAAAUAUUGGGAGUAUUGCUAUGAGCCCUAAAAAUUCGAGAUUUUAACAUUGUCCGCCAAUUUCCACUCAAAACGGUUUUUUUGCAGGCCGAGUGCUCGUCGACAUGUCCGACGAGGAUCUUCACGAAAUCGGCGUCGAAUCGGACGACGACCGGCAGGAUUUGCUGCUGGAAAUCAAAAAAGAGAAGCUCUACAGCGAUUUGGACGAAUUUUCGAAACUCCGCAAUCCGCCGACCGGUGUUUAG
Molecule: messenger RNA, 464 nt
Organism: Caenorhabditis sp. 36 PRJEB53466
Lineage: Eukaryota; Metazoa; Nematoda; Chromadorea; Rhabditida; Rhabditidae
Source: the annotation of a GenBank genome assembly